AUGGCCAGCCCCAGCAAUGCCACGGAGCCCUGCGGCUUUCUCCUUCAGGGCUUCUCUGAGUUCCCACAGCUGAGGCCUGUGCUCUUCUUGCUUUUGCUGGCCGUGCAUCUGGCCACGCUCAGUGGAAACCUGCUCAUUCUAGUGGCCGUGGCCUCAGUGCCCAGCCGGCCACCGAUGCUGCUCUUCCUGUGCCAGCUGUCAGCCAUCGAGCUCUGCUACACGCUGGUGGUGGUACCCCGCGCCCUGGCCGACCUGGCCGCACCUGGCCUCGGCAGUGGCAGCCCCAUCUCCUUCCUGGCCUGCGCGGUUCAGAUGCAGAUGUUCGUGGGACUGGGGGGCGCCGAGUGCUUCCUACUGGCCGCCAUGGCCUAUGACCGCUACGUGGCCAUCUGCCACCCGCUGCAUUACGCAGCCGUGCUGACCCCUCGGGUGUGCGCGUGACUGGCCCUGGCCUGCUGCCUCGGGGGGCUGGCGGUGUCGGUGGGGCUCACGCUGGCCGUCUUCCACCUGCCUUUCUGUGGCUCCCGCCUGCUGGUGCACUUCUUCUGCGACAUCACGGCGCUGCUGCACCGGGCCUGCACGCGGAGCUACGCCGACGAGCUGCCCCUGCUGGGCGCCUGCUUCGUGCUGCUGCUGCUGCCCUCGCUGCUCAUUCUAGCCUCCUACGGCGCCAUCGCCACCGCCCUGCACCGCCUGCGCUGCCCCGGGGGCCGGCACAAGGCCACCUCCACCUGCGCCUCGCACCUGGCCGUCACCCUGCUACACUAUGGCUGUGCCACCUUCAUGUACGUGCGGCCCAAGGCCAGCUACUCCCCGCGGCAGGACCGCAUGCUGGCGCUCGUCUACACCAACGUCACGCCGCUGCUCUACCCGCUCAUUUACAGCCUGCGCAACCGCGAGAUCGCCACCGCCAUCCGCCGGAUGCUGGGGCAGAGGCGGCCUGGCCACGCCCCAGGUCAGGGUGUGUGUGAGCCCUGA
Manis javanica (Malayan pangolin) is the source of this 978-nucleotide messenger RNA. Its product is annotated as olfactory receptor 10AC1. Gene Ontology annotation, molecular function: G protein-coupled receptor activity; olfactory receptor activity. Gene Ontology annotation, cellular component: membrane. NCBI's taxonomy places the organism in Eukaryota, Metazoa, Chordata, Mammalia, Pholidota, Manidae. The record is from RefSeq and is a predicted model, not a curated record. Gene Ontology annotation, biological process: G protein-coupled receptor signaling pathway.